AUGUCAAGCAUAACAACAGUGAUCAGACACUCCGGUUUUUGGAAUGAACAGAAUUGCUUUGUUGAUUACAAACUAGACGCAGUUGUCUUCAAAGAUUAUUGUUCAUACGGUGAUUUGGUUGAAACUAUAGCAAUUCAGUUAGGUCUUGAUAUUAUCAGGAAAACGAUAUCAAUAAAAUAUGAUGUUGAAGGAGACAACAUGCCAAUUGAAAUACGCAACAAUAUGGGAGUAAGGGUGUAUGUUGAGCUUAAGAGAGAAAACAGAGGAUUUGAAGCAUAUCCGUUGUGCGUUAGCAUAACUGAUAAUGAUCUUGAGAAUUUUGUGUCCGGCGAAUCUGCAGUUGGAGACAAUAUGUUUCAACUUGAAUUUAAUGAUUAUAUGUAUGCUAUGGACGUAGUUGAUUCAAAUGAUUUGGAUGCGUCAGAUUGUGCUAAGAAAGAUAAGGACACUCUGAAGAAUGUUAUGGCGAAUUAUGCAAUUCGCAAAAGAUUCAAUUUCAGGACAGAGAGGUCGAAUGCCGUAAGUUACACUCUGGUAUGCUGUUCAACAAAUUGUCGUUGGAAAUUCAGAGCUUCAAGUAUAGCGAACUCUGAAAUGUUCAGAGUGAGAUCUUUUCAUGACGAACAUAUGUGUCCAUUGAAGGACAAAGUGUAUUCCCAAAGGCAAGCAACAAGUUGGUUGAUUGGUGCGUCAGUUGUUAAGCCAAAAAUAGCAAAUCACAAGAGGAAAUAUACACCUGGUGAUAUAGUAGACGACGUAAAAAAUGAGUAUGGCAUUGAUGUUUCUUAUAUGACGGCCUGGAGGGCUAGAGAAAAGGCAAUGAAUGAAUUAAGAGGGGAACCAACAGAAUCAUACAAGAAGUUACCGGGAUAUGUCUACAUAUUGGAUAAAACAUAUCCUGGAUCACAUGUGAGAAUGCACAAAUCACAACAAAACGAGUUCUUGUAUUUGUUUAUAGCACUUAAAGCGUUCAUAAAAGGAUUCGAGUGUUGUAGACCAAUAGUUGUAGUAGAUGGUUCCCACCUUAAAACUACAUAUAACGGUACUUUUGUAUCAGCCAGCACGUUGGAUGGUGCAGUUCCAAUAUGCUUUAUGCUGUAUUUCACUGUAAUAAUACACAAAAACAUGUAUGUGCAGUUCAAACAAGCUUAUGGGAAUAGGGAUAACAUGUGUGUUGUAUCAGACAGACAUGAGAACAUCAUUAAGGCGGUGAGUAUUGUGUAUCCAACUGUGCCACAUUUGGCGUGCAUAUGGCAUUUAUGGAAAAAUGUGACCACGAAAUACAAGUCGAAUGGUGAAGUAUUGAGUCCUGUUUUCUAUACACUUGCAAAAGCAUACACACAGGUUGAGUUUGAUAAGCUGAUGGAGAGGAUUGAGAAGGUUGAUUUUCGGGUAAAAGAGUACUUGGAGGAUGCUGGAAGGGAAAAGUGGGCUCGACUGUAUUCACCCGUUAACAGAGGAUGGACAAUGACGUCAAAUAUAGCCGAAUGUAUUAAUGGAAAAUUGGUAGCAGCAAGAGAGUUGCCGGUUUUCGAUUUUCUUGAAGAAGUGAGGAAGAUGUUUGGGAGAUGGAAUUGCACUAAUAGGAGGAACGGUACAUACACAUUCACAACACUUGGGAAAGCAUUCCAGCAAUUAUUAUCAAUAAACGAAUGUAAAUCUCUACGUAUGACGGUUGAACCAUCAACUGAAUAUGUGUAUACCGUAAAUGAUGAGGCAAGGCGAUUCAUAAUUGAUCUUAAAAAGAAAACAUGCAGUUGUUGGAUGUUCCAAAUGGACGAGAUACCAUGUCCACAUGCAUGGGCUGUAUUGAAGAGUAAAAGUCUUAUGCCUGAUGAAUAUUGUUCAGACCUAUUCAAACCAAAGAUAGUGAUUAAGACGUAUGAUGUGCCUGUGGAUCCUCUGCCUGACGAGAGUGAGUGGAAUAUCCCCAAACACAUAAGCGAUGAAGUUGUUUUUCCACCAAGAUACAAGAGACCCCCGGGAAGGCCAAAGAAAAAGCGAGAUAAACCAUUAAUGGAGACAAUGAUUGGUAAACGUAGGAAUGCUUGUAGUACUUGUGGACGUCUUGGUCACAAUAGACGUUCUUGUUCCAAUGAGCCACGUAAGAAGUAG
Lycium barbarum (goji berry) is the source of this 2115-nucleotide messenger RNA. RefSeq lists its product as uncharacterized. The coding region runs from base 1 to 2115 and encodes 704 amino acids. Lineage: Eukaryota; Viridiplantae; Streptophyta; Magnoliopsida; Solanales; Solanaceae. The transcript is spliced from 6 exons. Gene Ontology annotation, molecular function: nucleic acid binding; zinc ion binding. The record is from RefSeq and is a predicted model, not a curated record.